CUGUUUUUCGGUCACGUGCCCCUACUGCGCCGCGUCAUGUGAUCGUAGGCGUGACAGAAAAACCCGGAAACAAACUUCUGCUGUAAGAAGUCUCGAUAGAUCACCAACAUGUCUUACUACCCAGGAGUCCCGGAGGAGCCCAACGCCUUAGUUUACAACAUCAGCUCCAAUAUCCAGAAGCUCACACAGCUAACCACUGAGCUGCAGAGGGCAGUGUCUCUGCUGGAAACAGAGCAGGAUAGCAACCAGCUACGACAGACAUUAACACAGAAACAGCAGCAGGGCAACCACUUAGCCAAAGAAAUUGAGCGACUCCUCAAGACAUUCAGUGGACUUCCUGUCAGCACCGAUCAGCGACAGAGAAAACUCCAGAAAGAUCGUCUCUUGAAUGAUUUCUCAGCCGCCUUAAACAACUUUCAAAAGACCCAGCGGCAGGCGGCUGACAAGGAGAGAGAGUUUGUGGCCAGAGUCAGAGCCAGCUCCAGGGUAUCUGCUGGAGGCCAGGCUGAGGACAGCUUUGGAAAUGUGUCUCCAUUUGCAGAUGAUUCCCAGAUGCAGGCUCAGGAAGAGGCCAUCACUGAAGAAGACCUGAGGCUGAUCCAAGAGAGAGAGUCGGCCAUCAGACAGUUGGAGUCGGACAUUGUAGAUAUCAAUGACAUAUUCAAGGACCUGGGGAUGUUGGUGCACGAACAGGGAGACAUGAUAGACAGUAUAGAAGCCAACGUGGAGAGUGCAGACGUCAAUGUCCAGAGCGCAACACAGCAACUUGCACGAGCUGCUGAAUACCAGAGGAGUUCACGGAAGAAGAUGUGCAUCGUGAUGAUAGUGUUGGCUGUGUUGGCUACUGUUAUUGGACUUAUCAUCUGGGGAGCCACCAAAAACUAAGACCUAGUCCUGUUCCUCCUCAGACAUCAGCCUGGACUAAGAAUGAAGUGCCGACCUUCCUCUCCUGUGCUCCUCCUCCUGCUCCUCUGUUUUUUAUUAAACGGCCUGUCUGUCUGACCUCACGCUCCUUUACUGUAAAAUGAAGCUAGCGUAGUUUGCUUUCUGGCUUUAACUGGCGGUAAUUGAAUGAAGUGAAAUAUUUCGUUUGAUUUCCUCUUAUGGUCACACAUAUGGUCAUUUUGGCUGAAAAUUGUUUGUGUGCUGCCUAAAUAUUGUUGAGAAUGUUUUCACUGAGCAGUGAGAAUAUUCCAAAACAUUUCUUUGGCUGUUUUCUCCUUGGAUAUAUCUUAUAUAUAUAUAUAGUAGGAUAACUUGUGAAAUGCAUAUUUACUGUUUAUACAUGACCAACAUGUAUAGCCAAAGUGAAAUCCUCAGUGUAAAAAUACAGAAUAUAAGUAAAUGUUGCACUUACAGAUAUAUUUACUAAAGGUUUAUAGUUGAUUAAAUGUUAUUUUUAAAUGAUAAAUCCAUUAGUACUGUACAUGUUCUUCGUAUUUCACAUCACAUUUCACUGUCAGCCAAUCAUGUUCCAAACCUGAUUUACUACACUACAACUUUGUUUGCCAAAAACACCUUAAAUGCCCUUUUCCUUUGCAAUAAUUGCUUUAGCUACAACAUGAGUGCUUCCUUUAGAUCACUCUGAAUUAAAACCAACCCACAAUUGAUUGUAUUUUUUUUAAAUUGUCUUACGAUCAAAAGCAACUAGUGCAAAAAAGAAGAAGACAAGUUGUAGAGAAGGUGAAAGGUGACAUUACUGCCACAAAUGAUGGUCCAGAUGUGUAGAUACUGAUGUGACUGUAUCCUGAAUGAAUCAGAAAUGGAAACAUGUUGAAAAAGGAUUGGUUGAUUAUCAUACUAUUAUAUUCCUCAAUAAAAUGAUUGAGUGUAA
Molecule: messenger RNA, 1834 nt
Organism: Cynoglossus semilaevis (tongue sole)
Lineage: Eukaryota; Metazoa; Chordata; Actinopteri; Pleuronectiformes; Cynoglossidae
Product: syntaxin-7
Exons: 10
Coding region: 109-885 (258 amino acids)
Biological process (GO): vesicle fusion; intracellular protein transport; vesicle-mediated transport
Cellular component (GO): membrane; synaptic vesicle; SNARE complex
Molecular function (GO): SNARE binding; SNAP receptor activity
Source: RefSeq, a predicted model, not a curated record